GUUUGGGCUUUGGGCUACUGCUGGUUGAACGAACAUCUCGUUUGCCACAUUUCACUAUGCUAUCCGCUUGCAUCAGAACGUCGCGCUGCGGCGGGGUAUCGGUUGGGCCAUGGAUCCAUCGUCCCCGGCAUCUUGCGACCUUUGCCUCCUCCCGUGUCUCGCCUCAAAACGUUAUCGAGAAAAUUGUACAAAGAUAUGCUGUCGACCUUCCACAUCCCGAGCACAAGGUUCUGCAAGGGGACUUUGUGAGCAUUUCACCAGAGCAUGUCAUGACACAUGAUAAUACCGCCGCGGUUAUCAGCAAAUUCAAGAGCAUUGGGGCAGGAAAAUUCAAGAAUCCCAAGCAGCCUGUUUUUACUCUUGAUCAUGACGUCCAGAACAAGACCGAAAAGAACUUGCUCAAGUACCGAUCGAUACAGGAAUUUGCAAAGAAUCAUGGCGUAGACUUUUACCCAGCAGGGCGAGGAAUUGGACAUCAGAUCCUGAUCGAAGAGGGUUAUGCCUUCCCGUACGCCAUGACUGUUGCCUCGGAUUCGCACUCAAACAUGUACGGUGGAAUCGGCGCUCUGGGUACUCCAAUCGUACGAACUGAUGCGGCAGCAAUCUGGGCAACAGGGCGCACAUGGUGGCAAAUUCCACCCGUUGCCAAAGUGGAAUUUCUAAACUCCUUACCGGAAGGUGUGACCGGAAAGGACAUCAUUGUCACUCUCUGUGGGCUGUUCAACAAGGAUGAGGUCCUCAACACCGCGAUCGAGUUCACCGGUGAGAAAGGUAUGGCCGGACUCACUGUGGACGACAGGUUGACAAUUGCGAACAUGACAACGGAAUGGGGAGCGUUGGCUGGAGUAUUUCCCGUUGACGAAGUUACUGCCGAUUGGCUCCUAAAGCGCGCCGUCCAGCUUGAGCGGUCUCGUGAAGGCAAACAUCCACGUAUCAAUGUAGAGCGCAUCAAGAAGCUUCUUGAAAACCCGAUUCGCUCUGACCCUGGCGCGCGGUAUGCAAAGCAUUUGACUCUGGAUCUCGCUACUGUGUCUCCAUAUGUGUCUGGGCCCAACUCGGUAAAGCUUGCUACCCCAUUAACGGAACUAGAGAAAAGGAACAUUGCCAUCCACAAAGCCUAUCUUGUCUCAUGUGUAAACUCGCGCGCAAGCGACUUGAGAGCAGCGGCUCGCGUUUUGAAAGGUAGAACGGUGGCAGAAGGCGUGGAAUUUUACAUUGCAGCAGCGUCGAGCGAGGUGCAGCGUGACGUGGAAGCUAGUGGUGACUGGGCAGAGCUGCUUCGUGCAGGUGCCAAGCCUUUACCUGCUGGUUGUGGACCGUGUAUUGGUUUGGGCGCAGGGCUUUUGAAGGAUAAUGAAGUUGGAAUUUCGGCAACGAACCGGAACUACAAAGGAAGGAUGGGGUCUCCCAAUGCACAAGCCUACCUGUCAUCACCAGCUGUGGUCGCUGCUUCGGCUGUUGCUGGACGCAUUUGUGGCCCAGCUUCCCUUCCCCCUCUUUCUUCCGCUCUCAAGAUUUCGUCCGCGCCACAGACCGUUCAACCGCCCGUGAUUUCCUACAGUGAAUUGAAAAAUGCCGAUACAGGUUCCUCGGCAUCAUCUUCUGCAGACGUUGUCUCAGGCUUCCCAGGGUCACUGAAAGGCGAAUUCAUAUUUUGCGAUGCUGACAACUUGAACACGGAUGGAAUAUAUCCAGGAAAGUACACCUACGUGGAUGAUAUUCCUCCAGAAAGGAUGGCACAAGUUGUUAUGGAAAACUACGAUCCAAAAUUCUCCAGCAUUGCACAGAAGAAUGACAUCCUUGUUGGCGGUUUUAAUUUCGGUACUGGGUCGUCUAGAGAACAAGCCGCAACGGCACUGUUGUAUGCAGGAAUCCGUGUUGUUCUCGCUGGCUCUUUCUCGGAAACGUUUAAGCGAAACGCCAUUAACAAUGGCUUGGUUGUACUUGAAGCUCCAGCACUUGUCAGGGAUCUGCGGAAGGCGUUUGAAGGCGAUAGCAAAGAGCUAACGAGGCGUACUGCAUGGAAGGGAACGCUCGAUUUGGUUAAUGGUAGGGUGUCCAUAGAAGAAGGUAGUCCAGCGAAGGAAUACAGUAUUCCCGCAGUUGGUAGGGCGGCACAGGAGCUAGUAGUUGAGGGGGGGCUGGAAAGAUGGGUGAAGAAUCGGAUAGAAGCAUAGUUACAUUUCAUGAUAGUCCUGUAUUUUUUUUCUCAGACCGAAACCACCCAUCGUGUUCAAAACCGCAACUAUAUACAAUUCCUAUUUCAUGCCUUCCAAGAAUACAAAAGAAACACGUAGUCGAGAAUCAGC
Messenger RNA from Spizellomyces punctatus DAOM BR117, 2309 nucleotides. Its product is annotated as homoaconitase. Gene Ontology annotation, biological process: L-lysine biosynthetic process. The record is from RefSeq and is a predicted model, not a curated record. NCBI's taxonomy places the organism in Eukaryota, Fungi, Chytridiomycota, Chytridiomycetes, Spizellomycetales, Spizellomycetaceae. The coding region runs from base 57 to 2177 and encodes 706 amino acids. The transcript is spliced from 6 exons. Gene Ontology annotation, molecular function: homoaconitate hydratase activity; 4 iron, 4 sulfur cluster binding.